GGCUUGGCGGGGGUUUUGGGAGUUGCUGGCGCCGGGAACUGGCUAUGGCCCCGCCGCAGCGAAUGAGGCGCCCGGGGCGUGCGGGUGAAAGAUAUUCAAAGAACACCUUAAAGGGAAGAACACAUCCCAUAAACGAUGAAACUGAUCCUCAGUGCAAGCCUCCUGGUGUGUUUGAUUUUCCUGAUAAUUCUGGUAGCUCUAAGAUUGGCAGACUGGAUGAAAUUGAGAAAGAUGAAGAACCUUAUGAAACCUUUGAUCCGCCUUUACACAGCACAGCUAUAUAUGCUGAUGAGGAAGAAUUCUCCAAACACUGCAGAUUAUCCAUCCCUUCAACUCCUCCAGGACAAGAAGCAAGGCGUUUGAACACUUCCCAAAGAGAAGCACGUGAAAGCAAAUCUGUGAAAAUUAGUGCAAAAAAGCCAAGAAGAAAACUCAGGGCCAUCAGGGAUAAGUCUGAAAGCACUGAAGAAAGUGAGAUAAGAAGAAAAGUUAAAUCAGCAGGGAAAACAAGCACACAGCAACGUGAAGCUCUUCCAACUGCAGCAUCUUCAGAAUUUCCAGAGAAACCAGCAGAAUCAGUCCCUUCUAGAAGGUCAGGACGCCUUACUGCCCAGACCUCUGCUAAAAGAGAGGUGCUGGCAACAGAAAGUCAGCAGAAAACUCAGGAAAAAGGGAAGAUGUCUUCUGGCAAAAGGGAGAGACCAAGAAGUGAAGCUACAGACUCAGGUACUUCUGAUGUUGUACGUAUCUGGUGUCUAGAAGGAAAGAAAAUCAGUGACAUCAUGGAGUUGGAUAUUGUUUUGCCUGCACUGGAGAAAACCCUCCUAGAGUAUGAACAAAGAAUAGAAUCCAAAAUCUGUAAGAAAGCCAUCAACAAAUUUUAUUUUAAUAUUAAAGAAGAACUCAUCAAAAUGCUUAAAGAUGCCCACAUGUUAAAAAAGCUGAAAAGGAGGAAUGCUAAGAUGAUUUCAGAUAUCGAAAAGAAAAGGCAGCGUUUGGUUGAAGUUCAGGAUGAACUGCUUCGGUUAAAGCCAGAGCUGAGACAACUAAAAACAAGAUACACUGAGCUUAAGGAGAGAAAGUCUUCCCUUAGAAGUGCAGCAUAUUUCUUAUCUAAUUUAAAACAGCUCUAUCGAGACUAUUCAGAUGUUCAAGGGAAAGAACCAAAAGUAAAGGAAACGUAUGACUCAUCGAGCCUUCCAGCUUUGUUAUUUAACACAAGAACCGUUUUGGGAGCUGAAACUCAUCUGCAAAACAUCAACCAUCAAUUAGAGAAGCUCCUUGACCAGGAAUGAGAAGACUAGUCUCCCAAAGUGUGCCU
Molecule: messenger RNA, 1321 nt
Organism: Nycticebus coucang (slow loris)
Lineage: Eukaryota; Metazoa; Chordata; Mammalia; Primates; Lorisidae
Gene: CENPU
Product: centromere protein U
Exons: 13
Coding region: 45-1295 (416 amino acids)
Cellular component (GO): nucleus
Source: RefSeq, a predicted model, not a curated record